Porites lobata is the source of this 1431-nucleotide messenger RNA. Lineage: Eukaryota; Metazoa; Cnidaria; Anthozoa; Scleractinia; Poritidae. The record is from the annotation of a GenBank genome assembly.
GCCGACUCAACAGACUCGCGUCAUCAACCUUUUGGUCACCCGCCCCCGGAAAUGAACUCUUCUUUUAGGUUUACAAUACACAAUAGACAUUUUAAGACGAAUUUAACAAUCCACUAAUGUGCCUUAUUUAUUUCUUGUGUUGGCAUAAUCAGCUUUAAACAUUCAAUAAUAGCCGACUGCCAAGUUGAUAGUUUGCAUAAUAUAAAUACAAGUAAAAUAUCUUCAGUAUCUUCCCAGUCUAAACGAAACCUUCGACAUCAGACACCGCCUUACUUGCGCACACUUUUAAUGGUUUAAGCCCACUAAAGAAAGAAAGAGAUCCAAGGCGGCUAAAUUUGACGCGAAAUGGUAUUAUUUCACAAACUUACCUAAUAAAUCGACGGUGUAUUUGAGAUUUAAACAAUGACACUGAGUGAGUCCGUAGCCGGCACGGUCUUCGAGACCACUUUCCUGUCCUGUAUACUUACAUCUGCUUUGAUUGGUAAUGUGAGUUUAUUUCUUAUCGUUUACAAGAAACGAGAUCUUUUGACCGUCACCAACAUGUUUAUUCUUAACUUGGCUGCGGCUGACAUCUUGGUGUCUGUUCUCAGUAUGCCAACUACAUUGAUCACCAUUAUCAAACAGCGUUGGGUGUUUGGACUCCCUGCUUGUGUGGUGUCCGGCUAUAUCACAAUUUUAUCGUUCAUUGCGUCCGUCAUGUCUCUUGCCAUGAUCGCCAUCAACCGGUAUUUUCACAUCGUAAAGUGGAAUACGUACAACAAUACUUUCUCAAGAAGGAAAGCAUCAGUUUACGUAGCAGCCGUUUGGGUUGUGUCGAUAUCCCUGGCUUGUCCUCCGCUCUUCGGCUGGGGAGAAUAUCGCUUUAUCCCUGAAAAAUCCUAUUGCUUCGUUUACUGGCCUGCGAACGUCUACUUUGUGUAUUUCAUGAUCACUGUUUGCUUUUUCGGUCCUCUUUUAGUUAUAGCCUUUUCUUAUUUCAAGAUUUUAAUGUUUACUAGGAAUGCGAGAAGAAAGAUCGCAGCUUCAAGGAAUAACUUGACACCUCCUCUAUUUCAGCACCGGUCUGCUGCCUCUGAUGUAGAACCUAAAAAGAACGGCGAAGAAAGAUUUAAUUUAGAUCGCAGCAAGGCCGAAGUGGAAAUCCCGAAUAAACUGUUUGAAAGUAGGGGAACGGAGGAAACUAGAAUCACAAACACGUUUCUUUUGAUGGUUGCCCUUUUUAUUUUUUGUUGGGCGCCUUUUGCUGUAACCAUGUUUUUCGAUGUCUACUACUCAACGCCGUUGCCACGGACAGUACACAUGAUAUCGUUGUUGUUUGGCUAUGGAAAUAGUGCCUGUAAUCCAAUAUUGUAUGGAGCACGCAACUCUGUUUUCAAAAGGGAAUUGAGAAAACUAUAUUCAAAAUGUUGGCCUCAGGCUGUAGAGAACUGA